AAGGUGAGUGACGCCUCAGGAGCGGCAGCUCGGCCCGCAGGGAUUGACGGGCGACUCAGCCAAUGGAGCUGCGCACGGCAGCCCUGCGCGGCCGGCCCGUCCCCGCUCCCGGCCCGGCCCGGCCCGCCCGCCGCGCCAUGGAGGCCGUGCUGGCGCAGGUGGAGCAGCUGCCGGCGCUGCUGGCCGUGUCCCGCUCCGCCUUGGUGCGGGACUGGGACCCCCUCACCCUGGACAGGGCUCUAGAGUGGGCGCGGUAUUUCCAGCACCUCCACGAGCGGUUCCGCGCCCGGCCCCAGCUCCGGGAGGCCCUGGGGCGGCGGCUGCGCCGCCCUCAGCCGUACCCCGCGCUCGGCUUCCCCGCGCUGGGCCGCUGCCCGCAGCUGCUGGGGCUGGCGCUGCUGGAGAACCGCGCCUUGCCGCCCGCCGCCUGCCGCCGCCUGCUGCGCCGCCUGCUGCAGCCGCCCGGCGCGGGCAGCGGCCCCGAGCCCUGCGGCCUGCAGCUGCUGGCCCGCCGCAAGGCCGCGGCCCGCCUGCUGGCGUUGCCCCGCCGCCCGCCGCCGGGGCCCGCCGGCCCGGAGGGAGAGGCGCGGCUGCAGGCAGAGGCAGGGCUGCAGGGAGAUGCAGCGCUGCAGGCAGGGCUGCAGGCAGAGGCGCAGCUGCUGCUGAGGCGGCUGCGGGAGGAGCGGCAGGAGGGCGGGGAGGCGGCGGGGCAGCGGCGCUGGCUGGGCCGCGCUCUGGAGCCGCUGGCCCGGCCCCGCGCCCUGCAGGUGGUGGCGGCCGCGCUGGCUCUGCUCGCAGACGCGGAUCGGAACGGGGCCAGCCCGGACGGGCUCCGGGCCAGUACCGCGGGAGAUGGAGGCACGGCCGGGCUGCUGCUUUCCUGGCUGCUGGGCAACCAGGAGCGAUUUUCUGCCUUCUGCCUGUGCCUGCCGUGUUCCCGUCUUGCCUUCCUCGCCGGUCGCUAUUCCCAGUUGCGCACAUCUUACUUGGACCUCUUAACCUGCUGGGGAAGCCGCUUGCACUAUGACCCCUUGCAGGGACGGUGGGUUCAAAGUUGCCUUGACAAAGCAGCAGUGUCCUGGGAAGAAUUAAAGGAGCGCUUCAGCUGCCUCUGUCAGGGAUCCACACCACUUAAAGAACAGACCCAGGCUGCUCUGAAGCUCCUGAGGACACAAGACGGAGACUUUACAGUCUGUGGCCUGAGCGUGUGGACUGACUUGCUGACGGAAGUAGGCUGUUAACGUAUGGACACAAAAGCAUCGUGAAAACUUAGAAAAACACGUAAAUCUGUUUACCUUGAUUUGAUGCAAAAGGCAAGACAAGUAUGCCUCACUUCACUGAAAACCAAAUGCUGUUGAGACUGCUGCUCACAAUGUUUCACACUCAUCUGGGUCUGAAGUCUUUCGGGAGGCCUGGUGUUUUCUUGUAAUGGUGCUGUCAUUUCUGGUCAACACACGAAGUGUCUUCGUUUUCAGUACUUGCUGAUUAAUUCUCUAGUAAAAUGAAUAAAAUCCUUUCUGCUUCAAA
Molecule: messenger RNA, 1527 nt
Organism: Prinia subflava (tawny-flanked prinia)
Lineage: Eukaryota; Metazoa; Chordata; Aves; Passeriformes; Cisticolidae
Gene: FANCF
Product: FA complementation group F
Exons: 1
Coding region: 63-1241 (392 amino acids)
Biological process (GO): interstrand cross-link repair
Cellular component (GO): Fanconi anaemia nuclear complex
Source: RefSeq, a predicted model, not a curated record